Molecule: messenger RNA, 2362 nt
Organism: Cottoperca gobio
Lineage: Eukaryota; Metazoa; Chordata; Actinopteri; Perciformes; Bovichtidae
Gene: efemp2a
Product: EGF containing fibulin extracellular matrix protein 2a
Exons: 11
Coding region: 272-1585 (437 amino acids)
Molecular function (GO): calcium ion binding
Source: RefSeq, a predicted model, not a curated record
CCACUCACUCUCUCAGGGUCAUACAAGCAGGAGUUUAAGGGACCACUUCUGGACGCCAACUCAGCCGGGACGACUGCAGCCAGCAGAAGGACACACAGCGGGCAGAGGCAGCAGACCCAUCCGAAAAAGAUUAAUCUAUACCACCUCUGGGCUACGUCUCUCAUCUUUAAAGCAGCGCUGCCUGUGUGAUAGCAGUGUGUGUGUGUGUGUGUGUUUGUGUGCAUGUUUUACGCGUGUUCCCGUUCCGUCUCCCCCAAACUAGUGCAUUAGUAUGCAGGGUGCUUGUGUGUCAAUCUUGUGCGUGUGCAUGUGUGUGUCUGUGCUCCUCCGCUGUGCUAUUUCACAGCCACCUACAGAAAGUGACACCUACACAGAAUGCACAGAUGGGUAUCACUGGGACCAUCAGACUGAGCACUGCAAAGACAUAAACGAGUGUGACACCAUCCCAGAUGCCUGCAAAGGGGAAAUGAAGUGCUUCAACCACUACGGAGGUUACCUGUGCCUUCCCCGCUCUGCAUCAGUCAUCCCGGCCCCGGAGCCCGCCAUCACGCCAACCGAGAGCAACCCCUGCCCUCUGGGUUACGAGGCGCAGGGAGACAGCUGUGUGGAUAUCAAUGAGUGUGAGCGAGACGAACAUGACUGCCAGCCCAGCCAGCAGUGCAUCAACACACUGGGUGCCUUCACUUGUCAGUGCCCAGAUGGUUACCGCAAGGUUGGCACAGAGUGCAUUGACAUCGAUGAGUGCAGGUACAGGUACUGCCAACAUCGCUGUGUUAAUGUCCCCGGCUCCUUCUCCUGUCAGUGUGAACCUGGUUUCCAGCUGGCAGGAAACAACCGAUCCUGCAUCGAUGUGAAUGAAUGUGAGAUGGGUGCCCCCUGCUCUCAGAGGUGUUACAACACGUACGGCACCUUCCUUUGUCGCUGUGACCAGGGCUAUGAGCUGGGCCCUGAUGGCUUGACUUGUAACGACAUCGAUGAGUGCAGCUACUCCAGCUUCCUGUGCCAGUACCAGUGUGUCAACGAACCAGGGAAGUUCUCCUGUGUGUGUCCUGAAGGAUACCAGCUGCAAGGCACCAGACUCUGCCAGGAUAUAAAUGAAUGUGAAACAGGGGAGCAUCAGUGUACCGACACGCAGACCUGCGUGAACAUCCACGGACGGUACCAGUGUGUGGACACAAACCGGUGCCAAGAGCCUUAUGUGCAGGUGUCUGAGAACCGCUGUGUGUGUCCUGUCAGCAAGCCCGUCUGUCGAGAUCUGCCUUUCUCCAUCGUCCACCGCUACAUGAGCAUCACCUCGGAUCGCUCCGUCCCCUCCGACAUCUUCCAGAUUCAGGCCACCAGCGUCUCCCCGGGGGCUUACAACACCUUCCGCAUCCGCUCCGGAGACGAAAACGGAGACUUCUACAUCAGGCAAAUCAAUAAUAUCAGCGCCAUGCUGGUGCUGGCCCGCGCUGUGUCGGGCCCCAGAGAGUACACGUUGGACCUGGAGAUGGUGUCAGUUAACCCUCUCCUCAGCUACCAGGGCAACUACCAGACCAGCUCCGCCCUCAGACUCUCCAUCUACGUCGGCCCGUACAGCUUUUAAAGAAGAAGAAGAAGAAGAAGAAGAAGAAGAAGAAGAAGAAGAAGAAGAAGAAGAAGAAGAAGAAGAAGAAGAAGAGUGGAGGGACACAGAGAAAGAUGGAGAAAGAGAGCUGGGGAGAAACACAGAUGCAAAAAAAGGAAAAUGAAGCUGUAAAACAAAAGUGGUCGAUGCAGAUCAACCAGUCACUGUGAUGUUACACUCUUUAGCUUUUUGUACUUCCAAAGAAAGCCACACAUUUCUGUCAGCCAUAUACAUUCAGUACAGUAUACAAAUACAUUGUAGCAGUAAUGUCUCACAGAUAAAACAGCCUUAAAAUAAUUAGCCCAGUCAAAUUUGUUCCCUUGUUUCUUUGGAUAUCUUGUUAACUGUCAUUUUUGUUAUUCAACACGUAUCUCUAUUCUGUGGUCAACGUGUAUAAAAAGGGAUUUUCUUUUCUUCACAUCUGUUCAGGGUGUUAACAAAUCUGUGUGACAUAUUUUCCGUCUGCCUUCAGGUGGAGUGAUUCACGCCCAGCGUCACAGAUUAAUCUGUUUUCACCAGUUUACAUCCUUAUCUGCGGUUCAGCUCCGUUUGUCACUUUAUUCUUGUCAGCCCUGUUUCCUGUUGACAGACGUGAUUCAGUAACCACUCAGAUCAGACCUCAGCAAUCCACACUCCUCCUUCACCCUGCACUGUCCAUUCCCAUGUUCAAGCUCUCCAUCACUGCUUUUUGUCACAAUGCUGAUCGUGUUUUUUUUUUGUCUAAGAUUUAAACCCAAAUAAAACAAUAUACCUUUU